Molecule: messenger RNA, 3288 nt
Organism: Brassica napus (rape)
Lineage: Eukaryota; Viridiplantae; Streptophyta; Magnoliopsida; Brassicales; Brassicaceae
Exons: 5
Coding region: 1-3288 (1095 amino acids)
Molecular function (GO): nucleic acid binding; RNA-DNA hybrid ribonuclease activity
Source: RefSeq, a predicted model, not a curated record
AUGACCGACAUAGGAGUAAGAAGAGUGGUACUAGGAGUGGUACUAAGAGGAACGUUCCAUUGGGCGUCCAAAGCAAGAUGUCACAGCUCCUCCGUCGAGGUUCUCCGGCUGCUCGUAGUGGCAGACGCAGUCGUGUGGGUCACCAUGGUUCAACAAGGAAACCAAGAACAGGUUCUUCUAAGGGAGAGAAGCGACGAGAACAGGUUUGGGAACGUCUUACGCGUUUCUCAACAACAAGAAAUGGACCCUGGCAAGAGAGCACGUGGAGCCACGGUUAGAUGUCGUCUGGAUAGAGCCGUAGGAAAUGAGGACUGGCAUGAGAAAUUUCCACAUUCGGCUGUUAAAAAUAUGAGGUUAUGGGGAUCAGAUCAUCGUCCGGUCCUAGCAGACAUCCUAACGAAACCAAUACGGAAGUAUAAGAAAUUCAAAUUUGACAAAAGGUGGCUGGAUAACGAGGAACUGAGGCAAGUGAUUCUUGGCGGAUGGAAAUCCCCAGAUCUACCCCCAGAUGCUAGUAUUAUGGAACAUAUUUCGAGCUGUCGUAAAGCAUUGGGGGAGUGGAGGAGACAGCACAAUCUGAACUCGGCAAAGCAAGUUGAGGAGUUAAAGGAGAAGGUGGAGAGUAUGUAUUCGAAUGAUGAUGCUACACCAGAAGAAAUAGCGGAAGAAUUGAAGGAACUAGCUGAUGCUCUUAAAGCAGAGGAGCUGUUUUGGAAGCAGAAAAGCAGGGUGUUCUGGUUGCGAGAAGGUGACAAAAACACAAAAAUUUUCCAUGCACUAACGAAGCAAAGGAGAGCGAGAAACAAGAUCACUCAGCUAUUAGAUGGAGAUGAGAAUGUUGUGGAGGAUGAGGAGGGACUAGUAGCCAUUGCUACUAGCUACUUUAGGCAAAUCUUUGAGUCCUCUAACCCAGAGGAGAUAGAAGAAGCGCUUUCAGAGGUAUCUACAACCAUUACUGGAUCAAUUAAUAAUGAUCUCGCUGCUCCGGUUACUGAAUGGGAAGUUAAAUUAGCCCUUUUUGCUAUGCUCCCUAAAAAGGCACCGGGCCCAGAUGGGAUGACAGCUCUCUUCUAUCAGAAAUUUUGGGACAUUGUAAAGGAGGAUUUAACUCAUAUGGUUAAUCAAUUCCUUUUCCAUGGAGAGGUAGCGAAUGGUUUGAAUGAUACAAACAUAUGUCUUAUCCCUAAGACGACUAGACCUAAUGUGAUGUCUCAAUUUCGGCCUAUCAGCUUAUGCAAUGUCAGUUAUAAGAUAAUCUCUAAGGUCUUAUGCCAGAGAUUAAGGAAAGUUUUACCUGAUCGAAUUUCGGAAACCCAGUCAGCCUUUGUUGCUGGAAGACACAUCUCGGACAAUAUUAUGAUUGCACAAGAGAUGUUCCAUGCGCUGAGAACUAAACCAAGCGGGAGAAAUAAGAGGAUGGCCAUUAAGACAGAUAUGAGUAAAGCAUACGAUAGGAUGGAGUGGUCAUUCAUUGAAGCAGUUAUGCGCAAGAUGGGAUUCUCUGAAGUCUGGAUCACUUGGAUAAUGAGGUGCAUCACUACGGUUAAAUAUAAGGUGCUCAUGAAUGGGCAACCAAGGGGAAAUAUAGUCCCGAACAGAGGUUUACGUCAAGGAGAUCCUUUGUCUCCUUUCAUCUUUAUUCUUUGCACGGAAGCGCUCAGGAUAGGUGUAAAUCUCAGACAGCAAAUCAAGGAUAAACUGGGGAUACAGAAUGAGAGAGGUAUGGGAACAUAUCUUGGAAUCCCAGAAGAUAUCAGCGGAUCUAAAUGCAAGCUAUUUGCGUUCCUGAAGGAGAAAUUAAUGCAUAGAGUGAAUGGAUGGACGGGGAGGUGGCUAUCAAAAGGAGGAAAGGAAGUUUUGAUAAAAUCUAUACUGUUAGCACUCCCGACAUAUGUUAUGUCUACCUUUUUGCUCCCGCUGGAGAUAUGUAAGAACCUCGCAAGUGCCAUUGCACAAUUCUGGUGGAGCUCAAAUCCACCAAAGAGAGGGAUUCCUUGGGCUAAAUGGGAGAAGAUGUGUUUACCAAGAGAAGAGGGUGGGAUUGGUUUCCGGAUGAUCCAUGAGUUCAACCUGGCUUUACUAGCCAAACAACUAUGGAGACUAGUCCAACUCCCCGACUCGUUGGUAGCUCGAGUACUGAGAGGAAGAUAUUAUAGAAUGAGCUCGCCUUUACGAUUGCAUUCUGUGAGUGUCCCAUCCUACGUCUGGUCCAGUAUAUCAGCGGCACAAAAAUUACUACUUUUGGGGAUUAGACAAAAAAUUCAUUCUGGAUAUGAGGUUAGGGCUUGGGAGGAUCCUUGGAUCCCUGCUACACCAGCUAGGCCGGCAAGACCUAUUGCUCCAGUCCUCCAUCCAAACUUGAGAGUUAGUGAUCUCAUUAAUGGGGAAACAAGGGAGUGGGAUGAUGGAUUACUAGAAAAGUAUGUCAAUCCAGAUGAUAUACACCUCAUUAAGAGUUUGGCCAUAAGCUCAACUCACCACAGAGACUCCUUCUGCUGGAAUUGUACCAAAAAUGGCCAAUACACAGUUAAAUCGGGAUAUUGGGUAGCACGGAACCUAAUGAGGAAUGAUGAAGAUAAGGAGAUCCUGGAACCGAGCAUCACCAAACUCCAAGCCUUUGUUUGGAAGUAUUUACGCCAACAUGAUUAUCUCUUCUGGAGGAAGAACAACAUUGAUGCACCAGAGCUUGACAGAGACCCUUAUCCUCGGAUAAUUUGGUAUAUCUGGAAGGCCCGAAAUGAUAAACUGUUUAGAGGAAUAGACAGAGACCCUAUGGAACUAGUUAGAUAUGCUGAAAGUGAAUGCCAGGCUUGGUUUAAUGCCAAUGAGAGGAUACCGGAUAACCCACGUGAGCUGCACAAUGAGGAACUCCAAGCCAUAAGCUUGGAUAAUAUAUGUAUGGUGGAUGGAUCAUGGACUUCCAUGGCACAGUUUAGUGGCUGCGGAUGGGUCUGGAAGGAUAGUCUGGGACAGACACAGCUUAUGGGAAUGCGCAACUUAAGUAGGAGAGAGACUUCUUUGCAUUCGGAAGUGGAGGCACUAAGGUGGGCAAUGGAGAGCAUGCUUCUACAUUCUUCGUGUCAGAGCUUUGGAACAGAUUGCAAAGACCUAAUAGCAAUGAUACGAGAACCUCAAGCUUGGCCAAGUUUCGCGACUGAAUUGGAGGCAAUAAAGACGCUCCAGCUAUGUUUUCCAGAAUUCAAGAUCUCUCACAUGCCACGAGCACAAAAUGGAAUAUCUGAUUCGUUAGCUAAGUCUGCUAGAUCCUUUUAUAGGAAGCUUUGUUAG